AUGUCCUCCAUGUUAAGGUCAGCUAUUGAAUACAACUCAAACAAAGAAGAAGAAAUUGAAGUUCGUCGAAAUUUAAAACGACUGCUAUCAAAAUCGGAUGUAGAUUUCAAAAACCGGGAAAGUAUUGAAAAGUGGAUCAAUGAAGACAUGCCUACUGAGGAAGAUAAAUACCCAGAUAUAUUUGUGAAAGACCUGAAACAAUUUUUUUCUCUUAUAGAAGAAGAGGAAUUUCUCAUAACUGCCGCUAAGCGGUCCGACUUAAGAUUUAUAGAGAAGAGUUACAGUUCACCUAUUCCAAAAUGGCAAGAAGUAGAGGAAGCGAAAAUGGAAGAAGAUUUGUCCGUCCAUCCAAUGGACACAUUUUACACUGUGUGGUUAUGCUGUGAUCCAUUCCUCAAGAGUCUAAAUGUCAUUUCUACAAAUGAUUCCCUAGGCCGUUUAAAGAACGAUAGAAAAAUAAAGGAAGAAUUAUGCAAAACAAUUAACAAAUUGCUUAACAAUGAUGAGGAGAAGGUGCAGUUAGAAAAUGCAAUAAAACUAUUAUGUAAGGAAGGAUUUCUUAGAUGCAAUGAUUGGAACAGUAAACCGCCACGUAUUCAAAGAUUUUUCUCAUACUUGAAAACUGUUCUUCGGGAUUUUAAAAGUAAAGAUGCCAUGCUGCCUCUUCAAGGCAAAGAUUUACUGACCAGAUGGAGUGCAAUUCACUGGAAGCUAAAACAAACUAGCCCGUCAGAAUCAUAUGCAAUAGAGACAAAAAUGGAAGAUACGCUGUCUGAAAUAAGAAUUCAACAGGCUGAAAAAUGCAUUUCAAAUAUGGAACUAGUUGCAGAUUUUAUUGCCAUAAUAUUGUCACAAAGAGGCUGUGCACAAGCAGUGCAGUUUUUUCUCUCAGACAUUGAGAAUUUAUUGGAAGAAAAAUCAAGAAAAAUACUUCCUCAGAUGACACAUGAGCUAGUAGAAACGUAUCGUCGUGAGUCAGGAAGAGACCAAGUAAAGACUAUCCAAGAAAAUCUGGAGUCUGCAAACUUUGGAUUAGUUCAUUUAUUUCGAGAACUUGGGCAAAUAUUUGAAAGUUUUAGUUACUGCAAGGACAUGUGUGAUUAUCAUAUUGAAAGAACGACAUGGUUUGCUGUACAAUUACUACCUCGUAUUGUUGCCCACAUACUUAUUCUAGGUCGAUCAUUUGAGAUAAUGAAUGGGGAAGCAAUUGAUAUUUCAUUAAAAUGGGUAAAAGCUAUAUUUACUGAGAUGGCAAAAAUCAAAGGUAACAAGAGAGUAUAUUCAAUAUCUGUUUUGGGUAUUCAAAGUUCUGGAAAGUCAACGUUGUUGAAUGCUAUGUUUGGCCUUGAUUUUCCUGCAAGUUCUGGGAGGUGUACUCGAGGUAUUAAUCUACAUUUGCUGCCUGUCACUAACCCGCACUUGAACUUUGAAUAUGCAUUCAUUUUUGACACGGAAGGACUUCGUUCUUCUAGUAAACAUACAGGCAGAACAAGUCAUGACAACAAGCUUGCUACGCUUGCAAUUGGAAUUGCUGAUACAGUUAUUCUUAAUAUUAAAGGCGAGAAUGUUACUUGUAUGGAAGAUACACUACAAAUUGUUAUACAUGCAUUAAUGCGGUUAAAACAGGCCAAUAAUGAUAUAGAACUUCGCCAAUCGUGCAUUUUUGUACAUCAAAAUGUCUAUUUAUUAGGCAAUGGAGCCAAAUUGGAGUCUGAAAUUGAAGAGACCCUAAACAAAUUGAAUGCAAUUACAAGUAACAUUGCUGAACAUGAACAUAUGGAGUAUAUAUCUUCAUUUAACGACGUUAUAUCCUUUGACUCUAGACAUGAUGUCAUUUAUUUACCCAAUUUGUGGCAUGGAACUCCACCAAUGGCUCCUGUAAGCAAAUCCUAUAGUAACGAAGUACAGCGGAUUGGAAAGCACGUCAUUGAACAAUGUUCCAGAAAAUUUGAAUCAUUUUAUAACAUUUCAAAUACCUUUUGUCGAAUUGAAAGUAUAUGGAAAGGCAUUCUUAAUGAGGAUUUUGUUUUUAGUUUUCAGAAUAUCAUGCAUAUGAAAGCGUAUAAUCUUUUGCAAGAGGAAACAAGUCGUCAAAGUUAUGCAUUAGAAAAGUUUUCAAACGAAUUUUGGAGAAAAACAGUGAAAACUGCUUUAUAUUGUGCUCCACGUCAAGACAUAGAAAUAACUGAAUCGAGGCUUUUUUCUCAGUUCUGUACUGAUUUGGACGAACUAACAACAUCAAAAACAACAUUCCUGGAACAAUAUAUACAUUCUUCUGAUUUAAAGUCUGAAAUGAUACAGUGGAAAGAAACUAAAAUCAGGGCAAUAGGAGAAACAUCAAACAUCUUAAAAACAGUGUUCAAGCGCAAACUAAGUCGUCAGGUUUUUCACUAUAAGGUAGAAUGGAAAUACAAUGACAAAGAUAUGGAGAAAAAACUUCUUGAAAAAGUUGCCAAACAUGCAAAAAGUAUCCAAGAUAGAAACUUUUCUGAAGAUGAGAAAGAGACAUUUUUUUCUGAAAUGUGGGAAUUAUUAUUAAAUGAACACGUCUGCGAUGUGCCACUUGAAACAUACAAAGCAAACAAAAAGCAGCUUCGAGAUGGAAUAUUGAUUGUUCUUUAUGGUGCAUUUAACAAACACAAACACCUUCUAAAAGAGGCACUUAAAAUCGAACCUAUAGAUUGCUGCCAAGAGCAAAACGAUAUGAACCUGGCAUUGUCUGAAGAGGAUAUCCUUGAUGAACAUAUUAAUUUGAAAUCAAAGCUGAAAAUGAUAAGGAUCUUAAACCACAAAACUCUGCGGAAAUGCAAACUGAUGACUUUGAAAGUAACAAGGGAGAUUUUCAAAGAAAUUGACACCUAUUUUAACCAAGCUGAAGAAGACUGGGAAUACGACGAAAAAGAUUUCAAGAAUGACAUUUUAUCAAAAUUAUUAGAGAAAAUAACCACACAAAACAAAGACAAAACGUUUUCUCUAACACCAGAGUAUCAGAUAAAAUUUGCCAUAAAAGCUGCACAAAUCUCUUUCAGGGAAUUUUCUAUCCUUAAUAGACGUUAUGAAGAUAAACACAGUCCUCGAGCAUUUACCAUUUCGAAAAUGUCGCAAGCAAAACAGGUGUUUGAAAAUAUCCUUUUAAGAGAAGAAGAAACAGUUAUUGUCUCUAACUAUAUAUGCAAUGAACUAAAAUUGCAAAUUAGAAAAAACGUAGAGCAUUCAGUAGCAGAAUUAUUUAAGGGGAGAUUGUUAGAACAUUUUUCCUUUUUAAAACGCAAGUUGAUAAAUGCAAUAUUAGAGGAUUUAGCUUUAGCUGAAAAGUUCAAUACUUUUGUGUCCUAUAUAAAAGACCCUGAGGGCUUUGCUAAGCAGUGGAUGAAGGAAAAAGCUGUUAAUAUGUUAAGCCAAGAGGGCGAUGAUUCUUGUGAGACUUACAUUAGACGUCUCAAUAUUGAUGCUUUAUCGAAAGAAAUUUCAUUUAUCAUGGAGGUUGCAACUCAUGUCAAUAAAGAUGUUCCAAAUAAUACAAUUCGUUGCUGGAUACAGACUUUCAAAGACAAUCUUUUCGGCUACAAACUCGAUACGGGAUGCACAGCAUUAUUAUCCAACGACUCCUUGGAUGAUGUGAAGUCCUUUUAUACAAAGCUUGCAAAAAAGAUCAUGGAUGUUGAGCUUGAAUUGCAAAACGAAUUUACAAAUCAAUCUGAUGGUUCAUUAACUACUGGAGGCAAAGAUCCCUUUCUAACAGUAUUUAAUACUCUCUGGGUUGCAAUGAGCACUGUCCUCUUUGUUUUGAGCCUUGUGAGAACACAACAAAAGAUCACGUUAAAGCUGAUAAAAUUCCCCAUUCCUGUGUUCAACAUAGACCAUUUGGAAUAA
Saccostrea cuccullata (small rock oyster) is the source of this 3873-nucleotide messenger RNA. RefSeq names its product interferon-induced very large GTPase 1-like. Gene Ontology annotation, molecular function: GTP binding. The coding region runs from base 1 to 3873 and encodes 1290 amino acids. The record is from RefSeq and is a predicted model, not a curated record. The transcript has 3 exons. Lineage: Eukaryota; Metazoa; Mollusca; Bivalvia; Ostreida; Ostreidae.